CGCCCAACACAUUUCACUCGUUGAGGUUAGACUCAGCACCAAUGGGCGACGGCGCGGAUGGCAACUCGAAGCCGGGAGAGCAGCAGUACCGGGCGACGAUAUCGAUCGCGGUGCCCGGGUCCAUCAUCGACAACACGCAGUCGCUCGAACGCGCCACCGCCGUGGCGGGGCAGAUCGCGCGAGCCGCCGUGAUCUUCAGGGUGCACGAGAUCGUCGUCUUCGACGACUGGGACUCCGCGGACGGCAACUCACAUGGGCCGCGCGGGUGGCGCGGGGAGCGGUUUUCCGGGUCCGGGGGGUCGUUUCUUGCGCGCGUGCUGCAGUAUCUGGACACCCCGCAGUACCUGCGCCGCGCGCUGAUUCCCCUGACGCCGGACCUGCGCCUGGCGGGGCUGCUUCCGCCGCUGGAUGCGCCACACCACGCGCGCAUGCACGAGUGGCCGGAGUUCCGCGAGGGGGUGGUGGUGGCGGAGGAGGGGGGAGAGGGGGGCGCAGGGGGGAGCAGCGUGGUGGAUGUGGGGCUGCAGCAGAGGGUGCACGUGCGGGGAAGCUUCUCGGAGGGCACGCGGCUGACGGUGGCCAUGGGGCCGGCAUCGGAGCGAGAGAAGGUUUUUCUUCCUGGCGUGCUGCUCUCCCCCGUGUCCCCCCUGGCCCCCUGGGCGUGCAAGGGCCUGUACUGGGGCUACUCCGUGCGCCUUGCUAGAGGGGUGUCCGGGGCCCUCAAGGACUGCCCCUUCUCCGGGGCUGCAGGGGGGGGAGAAGGGGGAGGAGGAGAGGGAGGAGCAGCAGGAGGAGGGGCGUAUGAUCUGAUAAUCGGUACCUCGGAGCAUGGAGAGGUGAAGGAGAUUGGUCAAUUCAAAUUUCCGCCAUUCCGGCAUGCGUUGAUAGUGUUUGGCGGUGUGGCGGGGUUGGAGGAGUCGUGCGAGCUGGACGAGGGCUUGGAGGAGGGCCGCAGGGAGCCGCAGCAGCUGUGCCACUACUACCUCAACACGUGCUCGCUGCAGGGCUCGCGCACCAUCCGCACCGAGGAAGCUGUUCUUAUAUCGCUCGCACACAUCUUAGCUCUUAUCAAGUGACCAAUGACCGCUUAUCACCACUUGAAUCGGAGGACUCUGCUGCACUUAAUGGUCAUUGAAGCACGCCCCUUGAUUGGGACAAUCACUAGGCGCACUGGAAGGGCACUUUCACUAAUAUAUUCGGUCCUUUAGCAUCGCCCAAGCGUGUACAGUUUGGGCAAGCAAUCGGUCGGCGUUGUCGUGUUGGCCUUG
Molecule: messenger RNA, 1268 nt
Organism: Closterium sp. NIES-67
Lineage: Eukaryota; Viridiplantae; Streptophyta; Zygnematophyceae; Desmidiales; Closteriaceae
Source: the annotation of a GenBank genome assembly